This is a messenger RNA of Raphanus sativus (radish), 1103 nucleotides long. Its product is annotated as mRNA-decapping enzyme subunit 2. Gene Ontology annotation, molecular function: RNA binding; manganese ion binding; 5'-(N(7)-methylguanosine 5'-triphospho)-[mRNA] hydrolase activity. NCBI's taxonomy places the organism in Eukaryota, Viridiplantae, Streptophyta, Magnoliopsida, Brassicales, Brassicaceae. Gene Ontology annotation, biological process: nuclear-transcribed mRNA catabolic process, nonsense-mediated decay; deadenylation-dependent decapping of nuclear-transcribed mRNA. The record is from RefSeq and is a predicted model, not a curated record. Gene Ontology annotation, cellular component: cytoplasm.
AUGUCGGGUCUCCACCGAUCAUCAAGUUCAUCGAAGAACGUCGGAAACUGCCUCCCCUCUAAGAUUAAAAGCGAAAGGCUUUUUCUAGUUGAUAGUGAAGUGAUGUGUGUUCGUCGAUUUGUGUUGAAUGUCCCUGAAGAAGAUCAACAGUCAUUCAAGAGGAUUCUGUUUCUGUGGUGGAGUAUGCUUAUUGGUAAUUAUGAAGACAAUGCUGUAGAGAAUGAUCAGACGUUAAAGUCUUUGUCUUUGAAGGACUGUGAUGUUUUAAGACCUUAUGUCUCUAACUUUGAUGACAUUUCUAAAGACUUUACGUCUUACAAGUGAGUUCCUGUCACUGGAGCUAUUAUUCUGGAUGAAACUUAUGAACGGUGCUUGUUGGUGAAGGGAUGGAAAGGAACAAGCUAGAGCUUUCCCCGCGGGAAGAAGAGUAAGGAUGAAGAAGACUAUGCCUGUGCUAUACGUGAGGUCUUACAAGAAACUGGAUUUGAUGUCUCAAAGCUACUAAAGAAAGAAGAAUACAUUGAGUUUACAUUCAGACAGCAAAGAGUGCGACUUUACAUCGUGGCUGGGAUGACAGAUGAUACAUCUUUUGCACCACAAACAAAGAAGGAAAUCAGUGAAAUUGCAUAGCAUCCGCUUGAUCAUCUUCAGCCAGCAAGUAAUUAGGUGAUAACUCAUGGAGUUGCUGGUCUCAAGUUGUAUUAUAUGGUGGCACCUUUUCUUGCGUCGUUGAAGUCGUGGAUAUCAAAGCAUCCGGCUCCUCUACCACGGAGACGUGAUAAGCCAUCUAGAGCACGCUGCGUGUGGAAUUCAAAGGCUAGUAGUGUUGGAGGAAACCGAAUAGUAACAACAGCCACAACGGAAAGCUACAAGAAAAAAGCCCGAAUUAAUAGACCACCUCAGGACACAGAACCUGGAAACAGUUUCAGAAGCUUCGAGUUCGGCACGUCAGCAAUCUUGGAAUCAGCUUAUUCAGUUUCUUAAUUUGUAACCUUGACUUCUUAUUUUUUUAAUUUUUCACUUAUUAUUAUGUUAAAGAAAAACGUAUGUAAAAAGCAUUCUUUUCACCGGGUCCAGAAAAUGAAUUUUACCUAGUUAAGAAA